GUCCCCUCACUCCUCCUCCAGCGCCAUGGCGCUCGCGCGGACAUGUUUAUUUCUGCAAGCGGGAGCGCACGCGGCCGUCGUCAUCCUCAUUCCCAUCGUCCUGCAGCUCGGUCUGCGCGUGACCGUCGCUCAGCUCAGUAUGGCAAACAAGAGCUUUUUGCCCACCAAAGAGCGCUCUCUGAAGGGCAGGGAGGAGAAAAUGGUCGUGGCAGCAAAGCACGCCACAAAUGGGAACCCCACAGUGGAGCCAUUUCCUGAUGGCAUGGAGAUGAUCAUGUUUGGAAUGGGCUGUUUUUGGGGAGCAGAGAGGCGCUUUUGGAAGAUUUCUGGUGUGUUUUCUACACAAGUGGGCUAUGCUGGGGGCUUCUCACCUAACCCUGCCUACCAUGAAGUGUGUUCAGGUUUAACAGGACACACGGAAGUAGUGCGAGUGGUCUUCUCUCCUAAGGACAUCAGCUUAGAGAAACUUCUCAAAGUCUUCUGGGAAAGCCAUGACCCUACUCAAGGAAUGGCACAAGGGAAUGAUCAUGGCACACAGUAUCGUUCUGCCAUCUACACCUACAGCCCAGAACAGCAAGAGCUGGCCAUGAGAAGCAGGCAAAAGUACCAGGAGAAGCUCUCUUUUCCGUUAUUACUGUCCACUGUCAACGCUGACCGCCCACACUUGUCAGAGAGAUGCGCUUGUGGAUGCUCAUGAACGCAGCUCAUCUGGAUGGCUGGACUGUCAAACUAGCGUGAUGAUGCUUUGUUUUGUGAGAUGCAGAAGCUUGGGUAACCAUGACUGCGGUAACCCUUUGCUCUUCAUGUCAUCGGUCUUGCUUCUAGGGCUCAGAUGUGAUUUGGGAGUGAGGUGAAUGAGGCGUGGGCAGGGAGGUUAGGUGACCCCUAUUGGCCUUGGCCUUGUGCGCAUUAAGGUGAAAGGUCAAGCUUGCGGGAGGCAGCUGUGGUUAAAGGGACGCAAUCAGAUCAGGGGACCGAAACGGACGUGCUGUUGAUGGCCCCAAUGACCCCACGAGCUGAAAUCUACACACACAGAUAUAGUGAGGCAGAAGGGGUUGCACCCCACAGACUGCAUGUCAGCAGGGGUUAAACUGGGCCGGGAGCACUAUUAAGGAAAAAAAAUUAAUACAUUUUAUAUAAAAUAAAAGAAAUCACAUUUUUAAAAUAAAUAAAAGUUGAUCCAUGUAUUUGAUUUAAAAAAAAUCAGCAUUCAGUAUGAACAGCAAAAUAAAAAUUAAUAAAUAUAAAUUAAUAAAUUAUAAUGGAACGCAUGCCUGUGAUAGCAAAGCUGAAUUUUCAGCAGCCUUCAGUGUCGCAUGUAAUCAUUCUGGUGGUUAAAUAACCAAUCUAAUUAUUUCAAUUAUAUUGAAUUUUUAUAUGGACCUGUGCUGCUGAUUUCCUCAAUGAAUAGAAAGUUCAAAACAACUGUGGUUAUUCAAAAUAGAAAUCUUUUGUAACAUUAUGAAUGUAUUUACUGUCACUUAAGAUCAAUUUAAUCCAUUCUUACUGCUUUAAAUGAUUGAUUUAUUGAUUUGAGAACUAAUACUGGUGAUUUGGUAACAAUAAGGUGCCAUUUGUUACUAACACAAACACAAACAAACAAUGAACAAUACAUUUAUUAUUGUAUUAAUCUUUGUCAGUGUUAGUUAAUAAAAAUACAAUCAUUCGUUGUUAUUUCAUGAUAGCUCGCAGUGCAUUAACUGAUGUUAGCAAGCACAAAUUCUAAUAUUUAAUAAAUCAUUAGUAAAUGCUGAAAUUAGUUUAAUAAAUGCUGUAUUGUGCAUUUUUAGUUAACUAAUCCAUGUUAUCUAAUGAGCCUAAUUGUAAAGGGUUAGCAUAAAUUUUAUCUGGAGUGUUUUUAUGGGGUUUUUUUUUUACAUAGUACGAAUUGCUCCCGAUCGCAUGAAAUCUAUUUGAAAUAUGUUUAUUAAAAGGCCAUCACAUCUCCCAGACUUCAUAGCCUUCAUAGCCUCUCUGAGGGCAGAGCGAAUCUGAAGUGGUUUCGAAGAACGGCUUGGUUACAUAAGCAGGCGUGAUGAGAUUAGACAUGUUAGUCCGGAGUCUUGUUAAAAUACAGAGGAGCGGAUGCGUGUCAUACUAGGGAAAAGCACAGCUGAUUGUCUGGCAGCGGAGAGUGAGAAUUUGAAGAGGGACACUGAAAUGAAAGACAAACGUGAUGAGCGCGAAGAGAUUGAUGAGGCCUUUUUGAGGACACUUCCAUCGGGUCAAAUUCAGGUGAUGAAUCAGACACCGACAUCACACGCAGACGGGAAAUGAAUUAUUAGCACCCACUGAGAGUUGCACUCCAACAGAGUCUCCCAAAACUCUGCCAUCAGUGAGGGCAGUCAGGGAGAAGGAAACGCGGGAGUGGGAGAGGAAGAAACGCUCUUUUAAGCGCUGUGGCUGAGGAGGGGAGGGGUGCUGUAAUAAAAUGUAGGAAUUUGCAGAACAUCAAAGAGUUUUUAUUCAGUAGUGAAAGGGAGCGAGGCGCAGGAAGA
Puntigrus tetrazona (Sumatra barb) is the source of this 2498-nucleotide messenger RNA. It is a transcript of the gene msrab, whose product is annotated as peptide methionine sulfoxide reductase MsrA. The transcript is spliced from 6 exons. Gene Ontology annotation, biological process: cellular response to oxidative stress. Bases 26 to 697 code for a protein of 223 amino acids. Gene Ontology annotation, cellular component: cytoplasm. Gene Ontology annotation, molecular function: peptide-methionine (S)-S-oxide reductase activity. Lineage: Eukaryota; Metazoa; Chordata; Actinopteri; Cypriniformes; Cyprinidae. The record is from RefSeq and is a predicted model, not a curated record.